This is a messenger RNA of Cucurbita moschata (crookneck pumpkin), 2183 nucleotides long. Its product is annotated as sugar transport protein 10-like. Gene Ontology annotation, biological process: monosaccharide transmembrane transport. Gene Ontology annotation, cellular component: membrane. NCBI's taxonomy places the organism in Eukaryota, Viridiplantae, Streptophyta, Magnoliopsida, Cucurbitales, Cucurbitaceae. Gene Ontology annotation, molecular function: monosaccharide transmembrane transporter activity. The record is from RefSeq and is a predicted model, not a curated record. The coding region runs from base 613 to 2169 and encodes 518 amino acids. The transcript has 4 exons.
UGGUUUUUAAACUAAGUUACUAAAUAUAUAUUUUAAUGUCACCUCAUAAUUUUGUUGAUAAAUUCUGUACUAAAAGUAAAAAUUGAAGGAAAUAAAGGUGACAACCAAGAAAAUAUCCUGAAUAUUAAGGCUUAAACUAUAACAAUUAGUCUUUAAUUAUAUCUACCAAAUUUGCAGUUCUAUGAAAUGAUAAAGCAUUUAAAAUCAUGGCCAAAAAAGAAAAACUUGAGAGGAAAGAGAGAAGUAUGGUGGGUCAAGGUUGCCAAUUUUAGAGGCGAAAAUCUGCAUAUCAUAGUUAUUUUUAAGAUCCAAGAAGCUCAGUUGAGCAAAAUCAGCAGAUAACAACCAUACAAUCAAAUCAGUGGAAGCCUUGAUUACAGCAAAAGUUGUUAUCAGAUCCACAAAUUCUACAAACCCACCAAUCAUCAUCCACUUCACAUCCCUAUAUAAAACUACAGAAUGUGUAAUCUAAACAUCGCAAAACAAAGGGUCUUCUCCCUUUUAGUUCUGUUCUUCUAUUUCAUUUCUGUUUUUAAUUUUUCUUUGAAAAAAACAAAAACAUAUUACAUCUUGGUUUCAGCAUUUAUUUAACAUUUGAGAGAAGUGUCCAAGAUGGCUGGAGGUGGAUUUGUUUCUCAAGGCGGUAGUAAACAACAUGCCGGAGAAGUCAAUAAUUUUGUUAUUAUCACUUGUUUGGUUGCCGCUAUGGGCGGUCUCAUCUUUGGAUAUGAUCUCGGAAUCUCAGGUGGGGUGACUUCAAUGGCACCUUUCCUCCAGAAGUUUUUCCCGGCAGUUUAUGAACAAGAAGCCAAGGCACAAGGAGGAAACCAAUACUGCAAGUUUGACAGCCAGCUACUGACACUAUUCACAUCUUCAUUAUACUUGGCAGCAUUAGUUGCUUCCUUCUUUGCUUCAAUGAUUACCAGAAUGUUUGGAAGGAAAAUGUCUAUGCUCGUUGGUGGCUUAGUGUUCUUGUUGGGUUCAAUCUUAAACGGGGCUGCUAUGAACAUUGCAAUGCUAAUCAUCGGUCGACUGUUACUCGGUUUUGGUAUUGGCUUUGCCAAUCAGUCUGUUCCAGUUUAUCUAUCGGAAAUGGCACCAGCCAAGAUUCGAGGAGCCCUGAACAUUGGUUUCCAAAUGGCCAUUACCCUAGGCAUUUUGGUUGCAAAUCUUGUCAACUAUGGAACGGCUCAAAUUAAAAGUGGAUGGGGAUGGAGGCUUUCUUUAGCUCUUGCAGCUGUUCCUGCAAUCAUGAUGACCGUUGGAGCAUUCUUUCUACCCGACACUCCUAACUCAAUCCUUGAGCGUGGCAACAUGGAGAAGGCAAAGGCAAUGUUGCAAAAGAUUCGAGGUUUGGAUAAUGUGGAUGAGGAAUUUCAAGAUCUUGUUGAUGCAUGUGAGGCUGCAAAGAAAGUGCAACACCCGUGGAAGAACAUCUUACAACCAAGAUAUAGACCUCAACUUGUCAUUUGCGUGGUCAUCCCAUUCUUCCAACAGCUCACAGGAAUCAAUGUGAUCACAUUUUACGCACCUGUUCUCUACAAAACUCUUGGUUUUGGUGACAGUGCUUCACUUAUGUCCGCUGUUAUAUCUGGUGUUGUCAAUGUCAUUGCAACAAUCGUAUCGAUUGUAACAGUCGACAGGUUUGGUCGAAAGGCCUUGUUCCUCGAAGGAGGCAUCCAGAUGUUUGUGUCCCAGCUUGCUGUGGGAGGCAUGAUAUGGAAAAGCUUCGGAGUGAAUGGUGAAGGAUCAAUGUCAGGAGGGAUAGAAGCAGAUAUCCUACUGGCUCUAAUCUGCGUAUAUGUGGCAGGAUUUGCAUGGUCUUGGGGUCCAUUGGGAUGGUUGGUACCUAGUGAAAUCUGCCCACUCGAGAUCCGAUCAGCAGGACAGGCAAUAAACGUGUCGGUUAACAUGUUCUGGACGUUCGUGAUUGGUCAACUGUUCCUCUCCAUGCUUUGCCACUUGAAGUUUGGUCUAUUCUUCUUCUUUGCAGGGUUUGUGGCUAUUAUGACAAUUUUCAUUUUCUGGUUCUUGCCUGAGACCAAGAACGUCCCAAUUGAGGAAAUGAACACAGUGUGGAAGGCACACUGGUUCUGGGGGAAGUUCAUCCCGGAUGAUGCAGUGAUUGGCCAUCAUGUAAGCAUGGAGCCUUAUGGCAAGGGUGUCUAAAUUUCAAGCAACAA